Messenger RNA from Mucor mucedo, 751 nucleotides. RefSeq lists its product as uncharacterized. Gene Ontology annotation, molecular function: protein binding; ubiquitin protein ligase activity. Gene Ontology annotation, cellular component: cytosol; mitotic spindle pole body; ubiquitin ligase complex. The transcript has 4 exons. NCBI's taxonomy places the organism in Eukaryota, Fungi, Mucoromycota, Mucoromycetes, Mucorales, Mucoraceae. The annotation marks the transcript as partial. Gene Ontology annotation, biological process: negative regulation of septation initiation signaling; ubiquitin-dependent protein catabolic process; protein ubiquitination. The record is from RefSeq and is a predicted model, not a curated record.
CGUCAGGCACAUUUGUCAACAGGGCAAGACUGAGCCCACCUAAUCAAGAGUCUAAACCACAUUUACUUCACCAUGGUGAUGUGAUUCAGUUGGGUGUGGAUUACCAAGGAGGUAUCGAAGAAAUUUAUCGUUGUGUGAAGAUGCGAAUCGAGAUAAAUCAGACACCCACCAGCCAAACAGGCUCAUCGUACUGUCUGAAUUCGUUCAAGACGUUGCGUAAUUUAGCUGCUGUGGCAGACGAAGUGGAUGAAUGUUGUAUUUGUUUAUAUGCAAUUGCACCUUUCCAAGCAUUGUUUGUAGCGCCCUGUUCACACACUUUUCAUUUCAAGUGUUCCUAUCCACUCUUGAACAAUUAUCCUGGAUUUACUUGUCCGUUAUGUCGAUCGUAUGCGGACUUAAAUGCGAAUGUGGCUAUUGAUACAGAGGAUGUCAUUCAAAUGUUACGUUCACAACCCUCUUCCUCCUCUUCUCCACCCACCACGCGAGACUUUCCUACGACAACUUUAAUUAAAGUUGAUAACCUACACGUGCAACGUAAGUAGUCAAAAGACAAUAUUUUCUCCUUAAUAUAAACACCACGCUAAGCUACCCACUCCUUCCCUACCUCCCUAUAAAUAUAGUGGAUGAUCUCAUACUCUCUGACGACUUGUAAUCUGUAACAUAAACCCCCCCCCCCCCCUCAUUUUUUUUUUCUUCUCAUUGUAUCAAUAAUAAAAAGACACGCAUACACACACGUUUUUUUUUUUUUAAA